Messenger RNA from Mus musculus (house mouse), 975 nucleotides. It is a transcript of the gene Erln, whose product is annotated as small integral membrane protein 6. The transcript has 2 exons. Bases 447 to 617 code for a protein of 56 amino acids. Gene Ontology annotation, cellular component: endoplasmic reticulum membrane. The record is from RefSeq and is marked validated. Lineage: Eukaryota; Metazoa; Chordata; Mammalia; Rodentia; Muridae.
AAGAGUGCUCCCAGGGAGAUCUGAGAGCUCUGAAUGGCUCUAAGGCCCAGCUCUCAUCAGUGAGGCUGACAGGCGGCCUGGGGCACAGACCCACUCUCUCUUCUCACCCUAACUCAGGCUGACCUCUCUCAGGGACUUAAAACUCAACUCCUCCAAUGCCAUCACAGAAGGGUAGAAUCCUAAUGGAGGGAAUGAGGGAGGGAGUGGCAGUUGCCAGGCAACCAGUCUAGCCCACCCUUGUUUGCUCUGGUGGUGGCAGCAAAGGUGUGGUCAGAGUAUUUGGCAACUCCCUGGGCUGCCAACAGCAGUUUCUCUGAGUUGGGGCAAAGCUGUGGUCACCUGGAAGCCUCUUCCACCCAGGAACCCUGAAGUCUGAGGCCGGAAGGACAGCCUGACUUGCUUUGUCCUCAGAAGAUUCAAGACUAUUAACAGAAAACCAGAUUUCCAUGGGCCAAAUGGUACCACCAAGGAGCAUCCAGAAUGAAGACUUCUGGAAGAACCCGUGGGAUGUGGGGGGCCUGACAGUGAUUGGCUUGUUCACCUCCACGUUCCUGCUCUUCGUCUUAUUUGCUGUUGUGUUUGGGUAUGUGGAAAAGGCUGUGUUUGAAGAGGAGUGAUCCGUCUCCUCCGGGUCCUAGAAGGCAGCAGAGAGAGAGGGGCUGAUCUGCUCAGCCCCGACCAGCAGUGGGCUUCCAUUCCCUCUGGCUCAAGAAAGAAUCUCUGGGAACCAUUGGACCUUGCCUAGGGGUUGGCCAGUUAGCCAGGUGGGAAGGCAGGUGUGGUACCAUUUCUGGCUCUCUCACCCUGCACCAGCUGAACACUAAGCACACGGAGAAGAACUCUGCUCUGCCUCAGAUGAGAGAGAGCAGCAGUGGCUAACCAGACCUUCUGAUGAGAGUCCCUGCCCAAGCAGCUAUUUUCAAGUCCUUGACAGAGAAGGACACGAAAUGUCAAAUGAAGUAAAACUUCCUUCUC